Messenger RNA from Acanthoscelides obtectus, 3276 nucleotides. NCBI's taxonomy places the organism in Eukaryota, Metazoa, Arthropoda, Insecta, Coleoptera, Chrysomelidae. The record is from the annotation of a GenBank genome assembly.
GUGGAACUGCUGGUGAAAAAUAUUGUAAUCAGAAUGUAACUUUAUCAUUGCGAAGGUAAUUAUUUGUUUGUUUAGAGCAAGAAAUCAUCGCACGGUCCAGGAGAUAACUCGGCUCACUCUCUCACCAUGAGAUGCUCCUUGAUUACUAUGGAAUUAUUCUACUGUGCACCCCAUGGAGCUGCGAGUCAAUAACCGCAGAGCCAAACGGCACAACCAACGAACCUAUCUCUCUCGAUAAGGCAGAGCGUAGCGUUAACCUGAUCGAACAACCUCCAAAGACUGACAAUGAUCAAAAACUUGUACAUAUCCCGCUAAACGUCACAACCGCACCUUCCAACACAGCCACAAACCAAACGAAUGACAACCAUGACAGCGCCAAUACAACUAGCACCACAACUACCACUACAGAAAGAAUUGUCAAAAAAGAAAAAGAGAAGAGCGAAAAGAUUAGAGAGAGCAACUCAAGAUCGAUAGAUAUAGACAAGUAUGUCUCUCCUGAGUUCCAAGACAAUGAGUUCACGCUUUCCCAUUAUACGGACACUGAGAAGUAUGCAAAUCAUUUUGAAUAUGGGACGUCCUCCACUGGAAGAACGUCCUCAAGCUAUGAAAUGGACCUGACCACCCCCAAGACAGCGUACUUUGAUGAUAAGUUCAAAGAAGCAGUCCAAAAGCUUGAACAGGAGUUUGAAGAAAGUCACGAUAACGGAGAGCAUGACACUGAAGAAGAGGAUGAACAUGAGGACGCGAGAGAAAAUGAAGACGUGAAUGAUAAUAACGAUGAAAGUGAGGAUGAAGAUGAAGACACGCAAGGCGAAAAACCAGAAGAAAAACCUAAGAUCUUUCCCAACGCUACAGUGAAUUACAAAGAAACUAAAAAUGUUAUCAUGAAGAACAAUACACGUGGCAAAGGCGUGGCUAGAAACAACGUAGUAGUUGAGAAAGUAAUGAAAGUAAAUUACGUCUCUAACUUCAACGAUACGAAAGCUUACGGGUACAAGGACCAAACAACGGAGGCUCCCAGGAGUACAGUGCCUACAACCAGAAAGGGUACCACUUUAACUAAACCUCCGGUUGAUCAAAACAACAGUCACAUAUUGAGCAACAAGAUAGAAACUGAAACGAUAAAAGCUCUCAAUAUAGGAACUACACCUGUACCUUCUUCAACAAAAUCAAUGACCAAAGAAUCGUUGAGAGAUUUGACAAUGGCGCCUGACACAAUUACUUCCACGGAAAAGCUGUCUACAACUACAUACUAUGAGGCUUCUAACGAACCUGAAUCUACGGUCCAUUCGAGCGAGAUCACUACUUCAACAGAAGAUAUGACCACUACGAGUGUUCAAUCGACAGAAAAUUGGGACAGAACUAGCUCUGAAACACCCGAAUUCACUACAAUAUUUCUCGCUCACGAGUAUCCCAGAGAUGACUACACAUCUACAGAGUUAACAGAGAGUACCGAGGAACCUAUGGGCAGCUCAACAGUAGCAAUAUACGACACGACAGUUACGUCAUCAGAAGAACACAUGGUAGAAGUGACCGAAAAGAUGAUUCCAGUAGACUUUACUCCUGACGAUGAACUAGUGAACAUGACUACGACUACUUUCGACGACUUGACUACGACAGAGCAUGUUGUCGAACAUCAACACCCCUCUACUGUAGAGACGACUGUUACGCACAUUGUUCAGGACGAUUCCACUACUGGACCACAACAUGUUGAGGGUUCUUCAAGUGAAGUGCCCGUUACUACAGCUGCAGGUACCACAACGCUGUCACAUCAAAAUCAAAGUUCGUUCCCAGGAGUGGAACAAAUUCCUAGGAACUAUGAUGGAACUGAUGUGCCUUCCAGCCCCACAACUGAGCACGAGCUUACGGAAGCCUCCAUAGGUACAGAGAGCUCAGUAACUCCAUCAUACAGUGAUGAUAUCAAUCAAGGAAGGGUGGCUGCUAUUGUAAUCUCUUCAGUCGGAGCUGUAUGCCUAAUUCUCUUGGCAACUCUAUUGUACGUUAUAAGGAAGAGGCAAAAUAAAUUCAACUACAAGCAAAGAUGUAGACCAGUGGGCCUAGAUGACUACAGUGUUGAUAAUCUGUCAGUCUACAACAGUGUAAGAAGAAAGGGUCUUUACAGGCAGUCAAAGAGAUCUUAUGGAAAUCCUGCAUUUGAUGAUCAUGAGGUAACAACCCAUCCCCUAAACUUCCCAGCAUUGGCUAAAUUCGCGACAAACACUGUAGACAUGAAAGCCGAGUUUGAGGACAUUCCUCAGAUUACUGCUAAGACUAGUGAGCUACCUGAAGGCUGUGAGACAAAGAAUCGUUACGCUAAUGUGAUUCCUCUUCCUGAAACCAGGGUGUAUCUUAACGCUAUUGACGGACAACCGAAUAGUGAUUAUAUCAACGCUAACUAUGUUACGGGUUAUAAGGGUAUAAAAUCAUUCUACAUAGCGUGUCAAGCGCCGAUGCAAAACACGGUCGAUGACUUCUGGAGGAUGAUAUGGGAACAGCAAGUGAAGGUCGUAUUGAUGAUCACGCAUCUAUUCGAAAAUGGAGUGGAAAAAUGUGUCGAUUAUCUACCCCCGUCGGAAGUUUUGGAUUGCCAUAGGGUAUUUGGAGAUUUUCAGAUCACUCUGAAAAAGAGGGAUGUCAAGGACAAAUAUAUUAUCUCGAGCCUCCAGCUUAAGAACAUGGUUUCUAAUAGCUGGAGAGAAGUUACCCACUUCUGGUACUUAGGUUGGCCAGAUAAAGGAGUUCCUUCGGAAGCAAAUUCACUGAUAGCAUUUCUUAUUGAAGCGAGGAGUUAUAUGAAGACAAGUACGUUAGAUAAGAACUCUUCGGCUGCUGGUCUAUCAGGUCAACCUCAAAACGAAGUGAACCCUGUUGUGGUGCAUUGUAGUCCAGGAACAGGGAGAACUGGAGUGGCGAUCGCCUGUGACAUUGCCAUAAGGGAAUUCGAACAGACGAGACUCGUGGACGUUCCAAAAACAGUGUACAGGAUACGAAGAGACAGGGCGAACUCAGUACAGACUAAGGAACAGUACAUGUUCAUAUAUAAGGUCGUCAGCUUGUACGCAACAAAACUGACAGGUGGCGUCCUGGACCCGAUAUGACCGCCUAUUAGAUUUAGUAUUCUAGAAAUUAUGAUUUGUGAUACGUACACGUUUGCAUCUCAAAGUUGCUAAUUACCUAGUGACCAAAAAUGAGAUUUAUUGUAUUGUUAUUUUAGUUGUCUGACAAUUUUAUUGUAUAUACAUUUUAAUGAUGAACAAAUAUAGAAUUUUAUUUUUA